Messenger RNA from Jatropha curcas, 2869 nucleotides. RefSeq names its product calmodulin-binding protein 60 B. Gene Ontology annotation, biological process: regulation of salicylic acid biosynthetic process. Gene Ontology annotation, cellular component: nucleus. Gene Ontology annotation, molecular function: sequence-specific DNA binding; DNA-binding transcription factor activity; calmodulin binding. The record is from RefSeq and is a predicted model, not a curated record. Lineage: Eukaryota; Viridiplantae; Streptophyta; Magnoliopsida; Malpighiales; Euphorbiaceae.
GUUACUCCCUCCCUAUUGAUGCACACAACACAUAACGCACAACAAAAACACAGAGAACCGUUUCCAGCACUCACGUGUGUUGUGGCAAAAAGGCGAAAUAAAAUUCAAAAAAGAUUCCCGGAAAAUAAUCUUCUACCAAUCCAACGGCCCGGAUGGCUUCGCUCGCCUCGUCCCGAAUAUCUACUGACUCAAAUCCACCAACUCUCACAAAGCGCUAAACCCUGAGGCAAGAGAUUCUCUCUUUCCUUUCCUUUUCGGUUUUGGUCCCCCUUACUGUUUAACUAGAGACAGCCGUCAUUGUUGCUAAUGAUAUGAGCACCCAGAAAAUGACGAAAUCUCUUUGCAAGUUCUUUCGAUAGUGAAAAUUCGCAGACGCUUCCUGGAAAUUUCUCAGAUUCUCACAAAAUUUAAAAUGGAAUUUUCUCUUGGAGAUGCAAACGAGGUUCAUGGAGAGAUCGACUAGUAUGGCGAGAGAGAAGAGAGGACUAGAUUCAAGUUCUGGUGACGAAGGCCAGCCUGAUAGAAAACGGCCUGCUUUAGCUAGCGUUAUUGUUGAAGCUCUCAAGGUGGAUAGUCUGCAGAAACUUUGCUCAUCACUGGAGCCUAUUCUUAGGAGAGUUGUUAGUGAAGAAGUGGAGCGUGCUCUAGCAAAAUUAGGAGGCCCAGCCAAACUUACUGGAAAAUCUUCUCCAAAAUGUAUAGGGGGGCCUGAUGGAAGAAACUUGCAGUUGCACUUCAGAUCCAGGAUGUCCCUUCCUCUCUUUACUGGUGGGAAAGUCGAAGGGGAGCAGGGUGCUGCAAUCCAUAUUGUGUUGAUUGAUGCAAAUACAGGCCAUGUUGUCACAUUUGGUCCUGAAUCCUCAGUGAAAUUAGAUGUUAUUGUUCUUGAAGGUGAUUUUAAUAAUGAAGAUGUUGAUAACUGGACUCAGGAAGAAUUUGACUCUCAUAUAGUUAAAGAGCGUGAGGGGAAGAGGCCACUCCUAACUGGGGAUUUGCAAGUGACGCUGAAAGAAGGUGUAGGAACUCUAGGAGAGUUGACAUUUACUGACAACUCAAGCUGGAUUAGAAGCAGGAAGUUUAGGCUAGGAUUGAAGGUUUCCCCAGGCUAUUGUGAAGGGGUUCGUAUUCGUGAAGCCAAAACUGAUGCCUUUACUGUCAAGGAUCACCGGGGAGAAUUAUACAAGAAACAUUAUCCACCUGCAUUAAAUGAUGAGGUCUGGAGAUUGGAGAAGAUUGGGAAGGAUGGAUCUUUCCACAAGAGGCUGAAUAAAGCUGGGAUAUUUACUGUUGAAGACUUCUUACGGCUUGUAGUCAGGGACUCUCAGAGAUUGAGGAAUAUUCUUGGAAGUGGCAUGUCAAAUAAGAUGUGGGAUGUUCUUGUAGAGCAUGCGAAGACUUGUGUUCUGAGUGGGAAACUUUACGUGUACUAUCCUGAUGAUGCAAAGAAUGUUGGUGUUGUUUUCAACAAUAUCUAUGAGUUGAGUGGCUUAAUUGCUAAUGGACAGUACUAUUCAGCAGAAUCUCUUUCUGACAGCCAGAAGGUGCAUGUGGAUGAAUUGGUGAAGAAGGCGUAUGAGAAUUGGAUGCAUGUUAUAGAGUAUGAUGGCAAAACACUUCUAGACUUUAAGGAGAAUGAGAACAUAGCUGCUUCCCAAAUUGAUAUUCCUACCAGUCAACAGGACUAUUUGAACUCUUAUGACCAUCAAGUUACUUUACCGACCAUAUCAGUUCCAGUGCCUCCAGAGCAGCCUGCUAUGGACUCGGGUCCAACUGUUGGAGGUUACAAUGAGAGUAUGGCUGCAAGGUUUUCAAUGCAGCCGCAUACUGGAAAUCAAAACAUGCCUUUUCAAUUUGAUGCUGCUUCAUUACCUCUGCAAAACCCCCUAGGUAGUACUUCACAGCAAGCUCAAUUACCAAGAAGUGACAAUAUACCGGCACUCGGCCCACCACAGUCAUCGACAUCCAGCUUUCAAGGUGUUUGUGCACCGAACCUUACUUCUUAUAGGGGAGCUGAGGACUUUUUGCAAGAGGAAGAUAUUCGAAUGAGAAGCCAUGAGAUGCUUGAAAGUGAAGAUAUGCAGCAUCUUCUUCGCAUAUUUAACAUGGGAGGUCAGGGCCUUAACUCCUUCAACACAACUGAAGAUGGGUACCCUUACUCAUCAGCAUACAUGCCUGCCCUAUCUCCAAACUACAGCGUGGGUGAUGAUCAAUCCCGUUCAUCAGGCAAAGCUGUCCUUGGUUGGCUCAAACUCAAGGCAGCCCUCAGAUGGGGCAUCUUUAUUAGGAAAAAGGCUGCUGAGAGGCGAGCUCAGCUUGUUGAGUUAGAUGAUCCUUAAGGAUGGCCUGCGAAGCGAUACUGGCCAGGUUUCAGUGUUAGCAAGCUUCGUCCUUUCCAGCCCAAUUCCUAUCUUAAUGCUUCCACGGUUUCUAGCCUCCAGGGCUGGGUAGGGUCUUCCUGCUAUUCUUGGAUUAUAAUCCUUGCAUCUGGAGCCCUCUCUUUGUACAGUUUUCACCGCACAGUAAGCUCAUAUCGUCUAUCUAGCUGUUCAGUAGUUGUCUUCAUCUCAAGGUGAUGCUCCCUUGAGCAUUCUCAGUGUUGAGUUUUGAAGAGCAACUGAUUCGAUUGGUGAUAUUUGUUCUAAUAUUUUUCACUUGGGCUUUUCCUGUAACUGGAAAACUUAGCGUGUGAAGCAGAUAGGAUAGAAUCUAGAGGCUAAUUUUAUCUGCAACUUACUUUAUCUUGUUACGUUCUUAUUCUGUUGUGUUUAGUAAAGUCCAACAAAAAUGAACGGCUUGUAUUUAUUGUUCCUUUUUAGCAAUAAAAUAAUUGGUGAUAGGGAUGAAAUUGCCCAAUGUAACCUUUAUGAUA